GCAGCGCUUGUGUGUGUGUGUGUGUGUGUGUGUGUGUGUGUGUGUGUGUGUGUGUGUGUGUGUGUGUGUGUGUGUGUGUGUGUGUGUGUGUGUGUGUGUUUGCCCCUCCAGAUAGCAAAACCGAUGAAGGCUUACUAUCGAAGGCGUCUUCGUUGGCUGUUAAAGAAAUAGAUUGCAGCUACUUGCUGGCAAGUUGGUUGUGAAGCUUCAGUGUUUUCGACGAGCGGAAGGAGACUAUUCUAUUAGUCACACUGUGGCAGGCAAAACACAUUUCAUCUUGCUUUACUGUGCGCUGCCUAUCAGUAGGUGUUUGUGUGUGUGUGUGUGUAUGAGUGAGAGAGAGUGGUGGAAUGUUUUCAGUGCAAUAAAUGUAAUAAAUAGCCACACAUCAUCAUCAUCACCAACACCAUUGCUCCAUCGCUCCCUUUCGCUCAUGGGAAAAGUCAAAGUGUGAUAUAGAAAGCAAAAAACCCCAGCAAGGAAAGGGAAGCCAAAAAAAUGGCCUCUUUAAGAAGAAAAAUAAGAAUUUAAAAGUGAAAGUGAAAAAUCCCGAGCAGCGUGCAAAAGUGAAAAGUGAAAAAUUAUUACAAUCUUGCAUUCUACACUUUGAAUGUAAUAUAUUGAUGCUGCAAAGGGGCUGUGAAGCAAGCAAUCGAAGCGUGUGAAUGGGAGUUUACGCGGCGCUUUAACGUCGCUUCCAAUAUUAACCGCCAGAUGGAGCUACACUCCACGGUGGAGUGGCUUUGCUCCCCCUUGUCGAGAUUGUCUCCGAUUUUUUGGUCUGCUUUCUUUUCGAAAGUGUAAAGUUUAAUCCUGCUCGUUCCGCGUUUGAGUUCGUUUGUUUUAAGGCUUCCGUGCUAAGCUCCGGGCAGGCAGCUUCUUUUCAAUUCUCACCGAAUUUCCUCUAUCUCUUACAACUUCAGAUUCAGCGAUUUUUCUUGCAAGGGUGUACGAUACUGUGAUCAUCGCGUGUGUGUUCAUGUUUACAGCAGUUCGGCGAUAGGAAGGGGAAAGCUGUGAGGUAUCUUUUCCAUGAAUGUGUGUUUGUGUAUGUAGUGUGUCACUGUAGAGUGUGUUCGGUGCAAACGCUUGUUUGCAAACGUGUCUUUCUCCAUCCCGAGCAAAAGCCAACCAAUCGCCCUGAAAAUGUCUCGCGUAUCGCGUAUCGUGUCAGUGUGAUAGUGAACCAGCGUUCUGAAGGCGCAGUUUUGUCGGGGGGUGGUGUGUCGGCGUAAUAAAAGUGCGGCCGUUAUUUGUGCAAAAUUUGGCCCAACAUCUUCCAACCUUCGCCCGCACGAAAAAAAGGCAAAGAGUGAAGCUAGCGCUGGGCAACAAAAGGAAGAAAGGUGUGGUGUGUUUAAAGUUUUGUCGCUUUUUGCGUGUUUUAUCGCGUAUCGUGUUUCAGCGUUUUACGGCGUGAAAAGUGUACAACCAAAAGCAAAAGAGUGUGUGUAUGCUGAUCCUACCCCGGCGGUUGGAUUAUGCACCGUGGGAUAAUGAAGAAACAAAUUUAACGCCCAGGUUCUUCUAGCAGGCUGGCGAACCGACUGACACCACUGACCGCAGCCCGGGACGCAAUGCUGGGCAAGCUGAAAAUGGCGGACAAGCACAAGUACUCGGCACAGGAGACGAUACAGGCAAAGCUGCUUUUCUUCCCCGAGGGUACGCGUGGCACCGGUGACAAGCUGCUGCCAUUCAAGAAGGGAUGCUUCCACGUCGCCGUCGAAUCGCAAGCCUUCAUUCAACCGGUGGUCAUUUCGAAGUACCAUUUUUUGAAAUCCAAAGCGAAGAUCUUUAAACGAGGGCAAAAUAUCAUCAAAAUUCUACCGGAAGUGUCCUGCGCGGGCCUUUCCAAGGACAACAUUCCAGCGCUGAUGGAGCGGGUACAGAAGAUGAUGCAGCGGGAGUACGAACAGCUGUCGGAGGAGUCCCUUUCGAUCAACAAUAUUAGUGAGGUGCAUUAUACUCAGCGAUUGGCGAUGGGUCUCCUCAGGCUCUGUAAACGUGCAAUACAAAACAAUUGACCUGGGCAAUGAAUGUUUUUGGGGUUUAGGAAAAGAAAUCAAAAGCAGAAAAGACAGAGAGGAAUGCUGCCACCAAGUGCUUUUUCCCAGGUAUGGGAAGAAGUAGACAGGUUCACCAAUAUCAUCAUCAUCGCCUUAUCGCUAACGGAUAGACAGUAUAAAACAAACCUCCUCAUUGAUCAGAGAGCUUAGUAGUGGCGAUUAGCGUUCGGUUUUUGUAUUUACUGGGAUGUGUGAAUUUAAGUUAUGUCUCUUCUAAAGUCCAUCAUUUUUUUUUCUUUCCAACACGCACCUUUAGUUAUUGAAGAUUGAAAAAAUAUGGCUAGCCAGUGUAGCAAGCACAAACGAAAGGAGAUGUGAACGAAUCGCGCAACGUUUAUUUUCCUAACUUCCUCCGAGAGUCUAUAUUGUUCCUGUAGUUUAAGGGCACAGUGAAAGCGAGAUGGGAAGGAAGAUCCAGAUUAUCAGGUGUUUCGGUGCGGGUUUAAAAUUGUUUCAAGUCCAAGGAAGCUAUCAAUCAAUCACGAGGUGGAGGAGGACUGUGAAGCAAUAUAUCGGGAAAGAGUGGCAGUGGCUUGUAAAUAGCGUACAAAGUACAGUAGUUUUAGAAUUUUAUUCAAGAGAGCAAACUAGAGUUUAGGAUGAUGAAGGGUCGGGUAAGAUGUUACUAGGUUGACACCAAACAAAGCAAAACAAAACGGGAAGAAACAAACGUGUAAGUGCACGUCGUACUAUGGGGACAGUGACAGCGGCGUCACUCUUUUGCCGUACGCUCAAUGUGAUACAUACAUUAAAACGAAGCAAAAGCUCCAACAAAGAAGA
This is a messenger RNA of Anopheles gambiae (African malaria mosquito), 2846 nucleotides long. RefSeq names its product 1-acyl-sn-glycerol-3-phosphate acyltransferase alpha. Gene Ontology annotation, molecular function: 1-acylglycerol-3-phosphate O-acyltransferase activity. NCBI's taxonomy places the organism in Eukaryota, Metazoa, Arthropoda, Insecta, Diptera, Culicidae. Gene Ontology annotation, biological process: phosphatidic acid biosynthetic process. The record is from RefSeq and is a predicted model, not a curated record. Bases 1578 to 2024 code for a protein of 148 amino acids. Gene Ontology annotation, cellular component: endoplasmic reticulum. The transcript has 4 exons.